UACAUACUUUUCAAACAAAAUGACAUGUACUACUUUAUAUUUAUUGCUUUUAUAUCUUUUGGCCAGUUUCGUGCAGAAAGAAAUGUGUAUAUUCUUAUCCUCUAAUGUACAAGAUGGCCGCACAUCCCCUUAACAGUGUAAUGGUUAGCCCAAUUACUGCACCGUAUUCUUAGCAAUCUCAACGCGAUAAAAGUCGCGAUAUUAAGGAGAGUUAGCUGGCUGACUCAUUGCUGAAAUUAAAGACAAAAUUAGAGCGAACUCGGUCUUAGUGCAAAAAAAAAUCAACCAAUGUGAAUUAGCAUAAUACAUGUAAACCACACCUGGUUAAACGCGAAAAUAAGGUCAGAUCAUGUAUAACAAUAAAUUCAACCUUUUUACAAGCAUAUACAUAAAUUCAAGUAGAAAGAAAUAAAAGGUGGAAAUUGAUGGUGUGAAUGUUAUUUAAAAACAUAUUUCACAAAACGAUAUUCUUCUCUAGUAAACAAAAUUCGAUAAGGGUAACAUAAUAUCAAGGCGUCACACGUAUUAAACCAUCCUUGUUUAUUCACAGCGCUAGCUGGUGCAAUAGUUGUGACCGAGCGAUUAAACGCAACCUAUUACAUAAUUAUAAGAAACACUGUAGGACACUUAUAAAACACAGAUUAUAUAAUAAUACCUGCAUAAAUUGCACAACUAAAACUUGUUACAUCAACUAUCAUUCAAGGUUUCUUAUUGAACUGAUUAUAUAACUUCUGAUAAAAAGAAAAAAAGAAAGAUGAAAUAUAAAAUGAUAGAAAGUACUCAAGAAUGUUAUUGAACAAAAUUAACAACACUGAGUAAAUUGACAAAUAAGUGCUCAUGUAGGCAUGAACUUUGUUUAUUUCGUAUACACAUACAUCCCUGUAGUGUCGCAGACAAUUGAAAGGUUCAGACACCACAUGGGUGUCCAUAUUUAUGCAACAGUGAAGAAACUGCAGAGCGAUGGAAUCUUCAACCAAUGCUCGGGACUUGGAGCAGAUUGUAAGGGAUGGACUUAGUACCCUGGUCUUUGUGUUUGGUCACAAAACUGGUAUAGUGGACGCCUUGACAAAACUUCAGCAGCCGUGUACUGCGGAAGAAUUGAGCCAAAAGGCAGGAAAAAAAUUGAGGAUUGUUUACAACAGAUACAUACAAGAAUGGCUAGGUUGUAUGGUUGCUGCUGGAAUAGUAACAAUCACAGAGGAUGACAAAUAUACACUUCCUCAUGACGAAGCUCAGCUGAAAAUAUGGGGCCACAAUGCAGCUGCUAUUCCGAUUCUCAGCGAGAUGAUUCCAAAACUUGAGGAGGUAACAACACUCGAUGGACCAAAAGGAUUUGGAUAUCACGAACCUUUUCUGCAAUGGGUUGACGUGCUUCGUUCAUCAGAAGCCCUACAGGACUGGAACCAACGGCUUCUUGUUCCAGUAAUGAACCUGAAACAGGGAGACGAGUUUAUGAUACUUGACAUAGGAUGUGGGUUUGGAAAGCAUUCCAUAGAAGUAGCAAAGCUAUAUCCAUGCUCUAAAAUAACUGCAAUAGACAUGGACCAGUUCUCUAUUGAUAAUGCCAAAAACGCAACCUCCAAAAGUGGGCUACAGAACAUAGAAUACCUAUGUAUGAAAGGAGGACAACUUCCAGAGGAGUGGGCAAACAAAUUUGAUUUCGUUAUAAUCAAAGGUGUUCUGCAUGAUUCCUACGAAGUUGAUGAGAUACUAAAAGGAAUCAAAAGGGUGCUUAAAUCUGAUGGAUUUGCGGCCGCUUACGACCCUGCGGUGUCUUCGUUUCACAAAAAUGUUAUCAACGACGCAACUGCGCAAUAUAAUUUGCCCUUCAGCUUAUUUUCAUGUCUCCCGGUGAGUAGCAUGGGUCCUAGUGAAGGACUUGGCAUUGGUUGGGGUUACGAACGCCGAAAACAGAAGAUCGAAGAACAUGGUUUCCGAGUUGUGCAGGUCGGAGAUAAAGAUAUUGAGACAAUACAAGAGGGCAUUGUAUUCCAGAAAAUGUAAAAUCCAAUAUGUUUUCCGGUUUUAGUAGCUUUGUUAAACUAUGUAAGCUGCAAAGAGUUUGAAAGUGCAGUGUUCAAAUCGAUAAACUUUUGAAUUAUCAA
Magallana angulata is the source of this 2105-nucleotide messenger RNA. RefSeq lists its product as uncharacterized. The record is from RefSeq and is a predicted model, not a curated record. The coding region runs from base 961 to 2004 and encodes 347 amino acids. NCBI's taxonomy places the organism in Eukaryota, Metazoa, Mollusca, Bivalvia, Ostreida, Ostreidae. The transcript is spliced from 4 exons.